Lachancea nothofagi CBS 11611 is the source of this 918-nucleotide messenger RNA. NCBI's taxonomy places the organism in Eukaryota, Fungi, Ascomycota, Saccharomycetes, Saccharomycetales, Saccharomycetaceae. The record is from the annotation of a GenBank genome assembly.
AUGAGCCUUUCUGCAGACUUCCUCUCCCCGAGCGAUUCGGAUAAUGAGACCGAUAUGAAAUACCUUAAGCCUAUUUUAGUGCGAAAGCGUUCAAAACAAUCGUUAUCAUGCCGGAUGAUGAGGAGCAAUGGGCGCAGGCCUGUAUUGAGGAGCAGGAAACUCCCAGAAGCAUCCGCAGGUUCGAGAAGUGAUACCGAGCUCUCGAUCUCGACAAGUUGGCCUCACGCUGACAGCCUUCUAACGUCAGAACCAGAAUUUGUAAAGGCUAAUACGGAGCCCUGCCCUAAACGUACACACAUAAUGACAGAAACACUCUUAGAGAGCAGUCUAUGCAAUGAUAAUUCGUCUAUUACGUAUUCUCCUUCGCAUUCACAAUCUUCGUCCCCGAAGCCUGUCAAAGUCAAGGUACGCGACCCUGACUCUAUCAGUGAGAUGACAUAUGAAUAUGGAGCUCCAAUUAAAGGAUAUCGAUUCGUGGGAAAUGAAAGAGAUCUCAAAAACUACCUUGAAGCAAAGAAGCUCAAGUUGCCUUCAGUAGAGGCGGAGAAUACCGAGUUGAAAAUAGACCCACUUAUUUUCGACAAGUAUGAACGAAAGUCGCACACUAAAGCAUUCGACGAUGUGUCGCUUUAUUUGAAGCGUGAACCAGGUACCACAAGAGUGCCUAUUCCAAAUGCGCCUCUCAUUGGAGAGGUAACGGUCGAAGCUAUCAAGUCGGUGGAUAUUAGGUCAUUCCUUGAAAAGUGCGCAUCGCACUUGAAUACAUCAGUUCGGGAGCUGUUGAAACAAGAACGGGUUGCUUGGCAUCCUGAUAAAGCUUUGAGAGGAAGCACAAGAGUAGCCACAGAAGACUUGUCUAUAGUUACCAAAGUCUUCCAGACAGUAAAUAGCUUAUGGGAAGAAACGCGAAAGGCUUGA